Messenger RNA from Rosa chinensis, 1286 nucleotides. Its product is annotated as B3 domain-containing transcription factor VRN1. Lineage: Eukaryota; Viridiplantae; Streptophyta; Magnoliopsida; Rosales; Rosaceae. The record is from RefSeq and is a predicted model, not a curated record. The transcript has 5 exons. Gene Ontology annotation, molecular function: DNA binding. Bases 252 to 1112 code for a protein of 286 amino acids.
GUCUGCAGAAUCAAUGAGAAUCAAAGGGACAAAGCAACUUGACACUAGAAAAGGGUAGGCAAUAUAUGAAGGACAUUACCAGCAGAGUGACAGAAGCACAGAAAGAGAAACCCAACAGGCUUUGAAGCUUAUCCAGAUUUGAGAGGAGUGCUUUGAAUUGAAGAAUAGUAUACGACUCCAGCAUUUAAUUGUGAACCAAUGGCUUUUAUACUUUCAUUUUCUUGUUGAGCCUUGCUGUUUCCUGCGCCCAAAUGAGCAAAGCUUAUUCACCCCCAAAGAGAAGAGGUAGCCAAGCCAACUCUGUGAUGGGUUCUUGCAGCAGAAGAAGAGAGAAUGAAGACUCUAAAUUUCCAGGCUUUUACAAGUGUGUUGAUUACUCUGUUCUUCAAAAAGGGAAGCUUAAAAUCCCCCAAGAUUUUUCUGAGAAGUUUGAAGUAAAGGUACCUCAUCAGUGCCAUCUUCAAACUUUUUCUGGAUCUUGGCGUGUUGAUUUGAAGAGGAUUAGUGGAGAGUUCUUCUUCAAAAAGGGUUGGAGGGAAUUUGUAGUUGGAAAUCGUUUGAACCUCGGUGAAUAUGUUGUCUUUCAUUACUUUGGACAUGCAAAGUUCGAUGUUGAGAUAUAUGGACACAAUCGCUGCAGUAAGAAAAGUGACAGGCUUCAUGACGUUACAAUUGUUGACUCUGAUUCUGAUUGUGAACCGCAAAACACUGAAAUUAGCUUGGAGUCUGAAAUUGAGUGUGCUAGCGAAUUGGGUCGUCGAACACAUUUUUCAAGGAGAGGUAGAGCUAGUAACCGAGCCACCAUAAGCCGUUCUGGAAAUCCUUGCUUCAGUGUCCAGAUGUGCCAAACUCAUGUGACCAAGGGACCAUUGCUCACACCAAGGAGCUUCAUGAGGAACAUCUACAAGCCAAAGAAAGUGGAGCUUCAAGUUGGAAACAUGUCCUGGGAUGUGAACUGGAUCCAUCUUUAUCAGAGUUCUAGUAGGUUCAGUGGAGGUUGGCUACAGUUUGUGAAACAGAAUGGGUUGCAAGAGGGAGAUAUCUGUGACUUUGAGCUGAUUUCAAAGACAUUUGAGGUUGCAGUGAUGAAGGUUUCGAUUAGGAAAGUGUAGUAUUUUAGUUAUUUUUCAGUUUGGAGACAUUAGAGAGUAUUUUUCUAUGCUGUUUAGAUUGGGAUGUUUGUGUACCAAGAGCACCUUGUUUUGCUACAUUCAAAGAAGAACAAGAAACUUUGGUUCAGUAUGCAUUAUUCUGUAGGAUAAGGAAUGGUAUUGUUCUUUUAGAUU